Messenger RNA from Saprolegnia parasitica CBS 223.65, 1185 nucleotides. RefSeq lists its product as hypothetical. Lineage: Eukaryota; Oomycota; Saprolegniomycetes; Saprolegniales; Saprolegniaceae. Bases 44 to 1108 code for a protein of 354 amino acids. The record is from RefSeq and is a predicted model, not a curated record. The transcript is spliced from 5 exons.
UUUUAGCCCGCCGCGUGGGACAAAUUCGAUUUUAGGUGCCACCAUGCAAGCACCGCCCGGCGGCCCACCGCCACCACCGCCGUGGUUCUCUGCUGCUGCGCGAUCGGGCCCCUAUGCUCCGCCGCCGCGCGCCUAUGGCCCUCCACCGCCACGCGCCUACCGCCCGUUGCCGCGUGCGUACGCGACUCCGCGCUUCGUGGAUCCGGACAGCGUCUGGGUCCAGCAGUUUGAGGCACGGCAGGUGCGGACACCGCCCGCACCACCCACGACCGUGCAGGCCGUGCGCGAAAAGCUCGCGUGGGGCCUCCAGACCGUGCGCGAAUGCAAGCUCCUCCAGCACGAUCUCGCGCACCUGGCCGCGACAUGGCCUCACGACGACGAGCGCGCCAUGACGCGGACCAAGCUGCAAUGGGACCGGCGCUGUGCGACGCUCAACAGCCACAUGGAGAAGCUGCGAGCCUUUCAAACCUCGUUUUUCGACGACAGCGAUGCGCAUGCGACGCUCCGCCGCCUCGUCCAACGCGUGGCCAAGAAGACGAGGUAUCGCAAAGCAUUGCGCCAGCGACGAAAGGCCGAAGCCAUCAUUGCUAAAGGGCUCCAACUUGCACAGGUGGACGAUCUUGCGUCGACAACCGAGUCGACGAUGGCAACGACGCCAGCAAUGACGAAUGAGGAUCCAGUGCCACAACCCUCCAACCGGCAGCAAAUGAAGCGCGAGGCUUUGAGCAAGCGGCUGCGUCUUCUCCUCGAGCUCAAGAAGCAGCGGUCUGUCCAACUGACGGCCGACGAUAUAGCCGCGCAAACCGAGGCCAGUGCGGUCCUGGCGGCACGAGACGCGCUAAUGGCGGCGCGGAAGCGCCCGCCGCCGCCACCACUUGCUUUGGACGAGCAGCAGAGUCCAGUGGCGCCAAAGAAAAUGGCGUUUCCCCUGCGUGAGGCCAAGAUGACCAUGGAAAGCCUCGUUGCUGUUCGGUUCGCAUGGGACGCCUUCUUGGUCUACGACGGCACGGGCACGCGCAUUCCGCCGUGCAUGGUCGACCCACCUGCCGAGCCCUCGGAAGGAUGGCAGCCCUACUACCACCAAGAGUCCACGGCGACGUCACUGUGAUAAAGGACAUGCUCGGCUAACAUGAUACAUGAUCGAUUGACCAUCCCGAAUGUAAAUCAAGUCAUGUUCGCGUACCA